AUGGCAGGAAAACAGGAAAAGCCGUCAGCACCAAAGACGAUUGUCUUCCUGCACCCCGACCUUGGCAUCGGCGGCGCGGAGCGGCUCGUCGUCGAUGCCGCUGUCGGCUUGCAGAAGCAAGGGCACAAAGUUGUCAUAUUCACGAGCCAUUGCGAUCCAAAGCACUGCUUUGAUGAGGCGAGAGACGGCACCCUCGACGUCCGCGUGCGUGGCGACAGCAUCGUUCCUCCUUCCAUACUUGCCCGCUUCAGCAUCCUCUGCGCGAUCCUCCGACAACUUCACCUCAUUAUCCAGAUCUACCUCUCGUCCGAGCUUCGAUCGAUACACCCCGAUGCCUACUUCGUGGAUCAGCUGAGUGCUGGAUUGCCGCUGCUCCGCUGGCUGCACCCCGAGGGUCGGAUCUUCUUCUAUUGUCAUUUUCCGGAUCUUCUGCUGGCCAAAGGCCGACAGAAAUGGUGGAAGCGAGCCUAUCGCGUGCCGUUCGACAUAUGGGAGCAAUGGAGCAUGAGCUUCGCCGAUGCAAUCGCCGUCAACUCCGACUUCACCAAGAGCGUCGUGGCCAAGACGUGGCCAGAUCUCGCACGGCGCAAGGACCUCAUCACAGUCUAUCCAUGCGUUGAUACCUCCCCGAAAACGAAGAGCCAGGCCUCAAACGACGACAAUGCGGACAAGCCUCUAUGGAACGGCAAGAAAUUCGUCUUGUCUAUCAACCGUUUCGAGCGAAAGAAGGACAUUGAGCUGGCGAUCAAGGCGUUCGCGAGAUUGGACGAGAACCAGCGAAAGGACGUCCGGCUCGUGCUAGCAGGAGGCUACGAUAAUCGCGUUGUUGAGAACGUAGAAUAUCACAAAGAAUUGGCACAAUUGGCAGAGUCUCUCGGCCUGAGCAGCAUGACGGCCAAGACCCUGCCCACAGCUAUGCAGGUGCCCGACGACGUGCAGGUUCUCUUCCUGCAGUCCGUCCCGAACCUGCUGAAAGAGAUACUGCUUGCUUCUGCUCGCUUGCUCGUCUACACGCCUUCUAAUGAACACUUUGGCAUCGUCCCUCUCGAGGCUAUGCUGGCUGGAGUACCCGUGCUCGCAGCCAACACCGGUGGGCCAAGGGAAACUGUGGUGGAUGGGAAGACGGGCUGGCUCCGUUCUCCAGAUCGCCCUGACGAGUGGGCAGACGUCAUGGACCAGGUGUUGAACCGCAUGUCCACCAAAGAGACGGAGCACAUGUCCAGAGCUGGGAUUGACAGGGUCAAGCAGAAUUUUGGUGAGCUGCAGAUGUCGCAGCGUCUUGAUCACAUCUUCACCGACAUGGCGGACAAACCUAGGUCUUCGGCACGGCCAUUGACGUUUGCUGUCCUGGUGGUGGCAGCUGUGGCCGGUGCUGUGGUGGCAGCCGUUGGACUGGCCAUGCUACGAACACGUGAGAACGGCGAGGACGAAGCUGUCGUCUGGGCGGAAGCAUGA
Molecule: messenger RNA, 1455 nt
Organism: Microdochium trichocladiopsis
Lineage: Eukaryota; Fungi; Ascomycota; Sordariomycetes; Xylariales; Microdochiaceae
Product: family 1 glycosyltransferase
Exons: 2
Coding region: 1-1455 (484 amino acids)
Molecular function (GO): alpha-1,3-mannosyltransferase activity; GDP-Man:Man(1)GlcNAc(2)-PP-Dol alpha-1,3-mannosyltransferase activity
Source: RefSeq, a predicted model, not a curated record